Perkinsus marinus ATCC 50983 is the source of this 436-nucleotide messenger RNA. RefSeq lists its product as hypothetical. The transcript is spliced from 2 exons. NCBI's taxonomy places the organism in Eukaryota, Perkinsozoa, Perkinsida, Perkinsidae. The record is from RefSeq and is a predicted model, not a curated record. The annotation marks the transcript as partial.
AUGUUUCGCGACAUCUUUGUUCUCGAGGAGAGUGCCCCCGACGAGGCUCAAGUCCUUCACGCCCUUGGGGCCUUCCCGGACCUCGACAAGUUGUCUGACAUCGUUCUUGACUGCUUAGAGAAGGCCAUUGUAUCUGGCCAGCCAUCGGAACUACAAUGUGUCGUAGAUCAGCUAUCCGACCAGGUUCUGGUCUCUCUGGUGGACUCCAUUCCUGAAGCCGGCAAGCUUUAUCUACUUGAUCACGGACGACGUUCAAAAGCGCAUCGGAGACGCCUGCAAGAUAGCUUCGGCUGGGCUGGUGCCCAGCCGAGAAGACCACCGAAGACCACCGAGAAGCUGUCUGAGGUCAUCGCCGGAUUCCCCUCGGCGAAGGCUUUGGCGACCCACUGCCGGCGCAAGAAUCUUUCCUCUCUUUUGGAACUCAAGAGUUCUGAGA